AUGUUACGCUUUCCCCUGUUAGUUCCUGCGAUACGCCACUUUUCGGUGUCCUCCUUUGCCCCUAUUGGUGCUAGCACUCGGCUCUUGAAAAUUGCCUCGCAAAAUGCUCUGGUUGCUGCCGAAAAGGAAAAACUCAAAAAACUCCGAACCAAACUUUCCAAAGAAAAAAAGACGUUUGCUGAACUUAAAAAGAAGCUUGCCGCCGAAACAAAGUUAGAGAAGCAGCGCAAGAAGAAGCUUGCCGAAAAAGAGAAGGCAUUGAGUCAAUCCCAGAGAUCUAAGGCUGCUAAGGAAAGGGAGCAAGCCAAGAAAGAAGAACUUAAACACAAGAAACUCGUAGAAAAGGCCACCAAACCUUAUCGUCGUAUUACUGCGUUCAACAUGUAUGUCAAGGAGAGAACAUCCGGGUCUGGACCUGUUUCGCUUGCUGACGUUUCUCGCGAAUGGAAGCAAUUGGACCAAAGUACCCACGACCAGUACCAGGAUAAGGCUGAUGAAUUCAACGAAAAAAUGCUUAGUAUCUACACCCCCAAGCCCAAGGCACCCGCCUCGGCUUACGCCAGCUUUGUCAAGGAAAAUUACGUUAACGAUGGCCGUGAUUUUGCCGACAUAAACCGUUCUUUGGCCCAGCAAUGGAAGAACUUGUCUGCUGAAGAACGUGCUUCUUAUGAGCCUUCGACCGCAGAUAAGGAGAGGUUUAGUUCCGAGAUCCAACAGUGGACCGAGAACAGAAUCAAAUUGUACAAGGAGUCGAAGAAUUGA
Molecule: messenger RNA, 762 nt
Organism: Meyerozyma guilliermondii ATCC 6260
Lineage: Eukaryota; Fungi; Ascomycota; Pichiomycetes; Serinales; Debaryomycetaceae
Gene: GCF1
Product: Gcf1p
Exons: 1
Coding region: 1-762 (253 amino acids)
Source: RefSeq, a predicted model, not a curated record